CACAUAAUUUAUUAUGAAUGACGAGUUCAGCGUUAAUUUCACUAGAAUUUCAGGGAAUACAAGGUUUUCACGGGCAGGGCCAAAAAUUAAAUCCCGUUUUCCCCCGGCCUGCAUUAUUCUCUUCCUUUUGAGGAACUUAUUCAAGGUUUCCAAAUUUUAAUCUCCCAAAACUAUUCUGAGCUUCACGCGGUCUGCUGCUGUCGCUCAUCAUUAGAAUAAAUUUUUGAGGAAGGGAACGAAGUAAUAUUUACAGAAUACUUGAAAAAUGGACGACGACGUUGAGAUGACGGGGUUCAAGAAAACCCUGCAUUUUAUUGCGGAAGAGGAACUUGGGCCACCAGGAAAGAAUGAUGCUGCCGUCGAUGACAAUUCGGUGGCCGAGUCGUCUGAGGAAUUGUUCACCGGGGAAAAGGGCAUGUUGGUGCGAGAGAUCUGCUACUUGGACCGAGAGGCUCAGGCGCUGAAAGAGCAGCUUUCAGAUCUGGACGACAUGCUUUUGGCAUUGAAAGCUGGGUUUCGGUACAAGAAUGGCUACUUGGACGUUCCCGCUGAUGUUUGGCACCAGGUGUUCGAUGCAUAUGCUGAUCCUGACCCAAAGACGAAAGCGUACAAACAGAAAGAAGUUGAGUUGAAGCAAGAACUCGAUUCUUUGACUGCUGAACUUGCUGGUUUGCAGGAAGAAUCCAUCAAACUUUACAACAAUUACAAGAGGGCGUCCGUAAUGGAUCCGAAGCGAGCUUUGCUGGCGGCUGGCGGCGAGAAAUCCAAUGCGAUCCUCAAGGAGACCAGAGAGGUUUUGGGCGCCAUCAAAGACGUGGACGCCCGUUUGCGAACGACCCAUCAGAAGACGAACGAGGUCAUCUUGGCCUGGGACGGCGGCUACGCUUUGCAAUCCGUCAUCAACGAACUUGCCCGUUUCCUCGACAGAGCCAUGGAAUUCCUCAAACGAUUCAAUGAGGACAUUGAACAGUUUCUCGGCGAACACAGCAUGCCACUCGUCCACAACAAGGACACCCUCAAGGAAUUCUUCAUCGAUCCCUCUCUUGAAGAGAUGUAUUAG
This is a messenger RNA of Notodromas monacha, 1060 nucleotides long. The record is from the annotation of a GenBank genome assembly. Lineage: Eukaryota; Metazoa; Arthropoda; Ostracoda; Podocopida; Cyprididae.